AAGAGUAGUGUAUCGAAGCAAUCAGGAUCUACUGGAAAAGUUCGGCCCAAAGAAAGUCAACAUCAACAACAAAGUCAACAACAGCAAACCAAUAAUACUCAUCAUCAUCAUACUAAUAAUAACAACACUAAUAACAACAAUCAUCAUCAUAAUAACAACACUAAUAAUCAUCAUCAUCAUCAUAACAGUCAACAAAGUCAGCAACCACGAUCAAGAUCAACCAACCAAAGUACUAACAGCAGUACUAAACGGAAACGACCAAUGGCACAAAGAGAGGAAUUGGCAGAGUUUACAUUUGAACAAAAGAAGGAUUUGAGUGAACGGAUCAAUAGUCUGGGUGGAGAAGAGUUGAAUACUGUGGUGACAAUCAUCCAGAGUUCGAUGCCUAACCUUGAUGAAGGACAAGAAGAGAUUGUCUUGGAUAUCGACGCUCUUGAUCGACGGACCCUUCAUCGCCUGCACGAGUUUGUGACCGGCAAGAGGCUGAAUCCCAGAAAGCAGACUCACAAGAGAGGAAGAACACAUUACUCUCAGGAAGACGCAGACCGCAAAAUCCAAGAACUCGAAAAGACUCUCCAAAAGUUUGAUGGCCCAAAGCAAUUCCAAGCUGCUUCAGGACACGCAUCAUCAAGUGAAAGUGAUUCGGACAGUUCAUCUGGAUCAGAUUCUGAGGAUUCUGGCAGUAGCUCUGACUAAGAGAGAUGUAAAAAAAAAGAAAAAAGAAAAGGAACAUACACAAUAUAUACAUAUACAUAUACAUAUAUAUAUACACACCCACCCACCCACCUAUAAACCCCACCACCAACCCACCAACCCACC
Molecule: messenger RNA, 819 nt
Organism: Phycomyces blakesleeanus NRRL 1555(-)
Lineage: Eukaryota; Fungi; Mucoromycota; Mucoromycetes; Mucorales; Phycomycetaceae
Exons: 3
Source: RefSeq, a predicted model, not a curated record